GGUGGGGUUGAUGAUAUGACAAAGCUAUCAUACCUACAUGAGCCUGGAGUUUUGCAGAAUUUGAAAGCUAGAUAUGAAUUGAAUGAAAUUUAUACUUAUACAGGAAAUAUCCUAAUUGCUAUAAAUCCAUUCCAAAGACUACCUCACAUCUAUGAUUCUCAUAUGAUGCAACAAUACAAGGGUGCCCCAUUUGGAGAACUAAGCCCUCAUGUUUUUGCAGUUGCAGAUGUUGCAUACAGGGCCAUGAUUAAUGAAUUGAAAAGCAAUUCAAUUCUGGUGAGUGGUGAAAGUGGAGCAGGUAAAACCGAGACGACUAAAAUGCUUAUGCGAUACCUUGCAUUUCUUGGCGGUCGAGUCGCCACUGAAGGACGAACAGUUGAACAACAAGUUCUUGAAUCUAAUCCAGUCCUUGAAGCAUUUGGCAAUGCUAAAACUGUUCGUAACAACAAUUCCAGUCGUUUCGGUAAAUUUGUUGAGAUUCAGUUUGAUAAGCAUGGAAGAAUAUCAGGAGCAGCCAUCCGGACUUACCUUUUAGAGAGAUCUCGUGUUUGCCAAGUUUCCGACCCGGAACGCAACUAUCACUGUUUUUAUCUUCUUUGUGCUGCGCCAGCGGAGGAAGUUGAAAAGUACAAAUUGGGAAAACCCCAAAGUUAUCACUAUCUUAACCAGUCACAUUGCUAUGAACUAGUAGGCGUAAGUGAUGCCCAUGAUUAUCUUGCUACAAGGAGAGCUAUGGAUAUUGUAGGAAUUAGUGAGAAAGAGCAGGAGGCAAUUUUCCGGGUUGUUGCGGCAAUUCUUCAUCUUGGAAACAUUGUAUUCGCUAAAGGAAAGGAGGUUGAUUCAUCUGUUCCGAAAGAUGACCAGGCUAAAUUCCACCUGAAUACAACAGCAGAGCUUCUUAUGUGUGAUGUUAAGGCCUUAGAAGAUGCAUUGUGUAAACGUGUUAUGGUCACACCCGAGGAAGUAAUAAAGCGAAGUCUCGAUCCACAAAGUGCUACAGUUAGCCGGGACGGUUUGGCUAAAACAUUAUAUUCACGAUUGUUUGACUGGUUGGUGGACAAAAUUAAUAAUUCAAUCGGACAAGAUCCAAACUCGAACUUCCUAAUCGGAGUCCUUGACAUCUACGGUUUUGAAAGCUUUAAGGCUAAUAGCUUUGAGCAGUUCUGUAUUAACUUUACAAAUGAGAAGUUGCAACAGCAUUUCAAUCAGCAUGUCUUCAAGAUGGAGCAAGAAGAGUACACAAAAGAGAAGAUCAACUGGAGCUACAUAGAAUUUGUUGAUAAUCAAGAUGUCCUGGAUCUUAUUGAAAAGAAACCAGGAGGAAUCGUUGCUCUUCUUGAUGAAGCUUGCAUGUUCCCGAAAUCAACUCAUGAAACUUUUGCAAACAAGCUUUAUCAGACGUUUAAGAACCACAAAAGAUUCAUCAAGCCGAAAUUGUCUCGCACCGAUUUCACUAUUGCUCAUUAUGCAGGAGAUGUCCUAUAUCAAUCUGAUCAAUUUCUGGACAAAAACAAGGAUUAUGUGGUUCCUGAACAUCAAGACUUGUUGGGUGUUUCGAAAUGUCCAUUUGUAGCAGGCCUUUUCCCACCACUUCCAGAAGAAACAUCUAAAUCAUCCAAGUUUUCUUCGAUUGGUUCUCGUUUUAAGCUACAAUUACAGCAACUAAUGGAAACAUUAAACUCUACGGAACCGCACUACAUCCGAUGUGUAAAGCCUAACAACCAACUUAAACCGGCUAUAUUUGAGAAUCAAAAUAUCAUGCAACAACUUCGUUGUGGAGGUGUUCUAGAGGCAAUAAGAAUCAGUAUGGCUGGCUAUCCAACUCGGAAACCUUUCUUUGAGUUCAUUAACCGGUUCGGACUUCUUUGUCCUGAGGCUCUGGAAGGAAACUAUGACGAAAAGGCUGCAUGCCAGAAGAUUUUGGAAAAGGCUGGACUUGAAGGAUUUCAGGUAGGUCUAACAAAGAUCUUUCUCAGAGCUGGUCAGAUGGCGGAACUAGAUGCACGGAGGGCAGAAGUACUCAGUAGUGCUGCAAAAACCAUACAACGCCGUAUUCGUACUCAUAUAUCUCGUAGAAGAUUCCUUGCAGUGCGAAAGGCCUCUGUCGAUAUCCAGUCUAUUUGUAGAGGAGUAUUGGCCUGCAAACUUUAUCAAAACAUGAGAAGGCAGGCAGCAGCUUUGAAAAUCCAGAAGCACAUAAAGAGGCAUCAAGCUAGAGUAGCCUAUCAAAAACUCCACAUAUCUGCCCUUGUCUUACAGACAGGUUUGCGGGCAAUGGCCGCUCGAAGAGAAUUCCGAUCCAUGAAUUUAAAUAAAAAUGCAACUUUGCUUCAGGCUUGGUGGCUCUGUCGGAGAGCAGUCGUGUAUUAUAAGAAGCUCACGAGAAGUUGUAUUGUGACACAAACCCGGUGGAGAGGAAGAGUUGCUCGAAGAGAACUCCGAAAGCUCAAAAUGGCAGCAAGGGAAACAGGUGCACUGAAAGAAGCAAAGGAUAAGCUAGAAAAGAAUGUCGAGGAGCUUACAUGGCGUUUGCAGCUGGAGAAACGUUUGAGGACUGAUUUAGAAGAAGCAAAAGCUCAGGAGGUUAUGAAACUGCAAAACACAAUGCAAGAAAUGCAGAAAAUCAUCGAGGAAACCAAUGCGUUGCUUGCUAAAGAACGAGAGACUGCAAAGAAAGCCAUCGAAGAAGCGCCUCCGGUUAUUCAAGAGAAAGAAGUUCUCGUUGAAGAUACAAAGAAAGUUGAAUCUCUAACAGAAGAAGUGGAAAGCCUAAAGGCCUCAUUGGAAACAGAAAUGAGAGCUGAUGAGGCAGAAGGAAAGUACAAAGAACUCCAAGAAUCAAGUGAAGAAAAGAAAAAACUGGAAGAAACCGAAAAAAAAUAUAUGAUACAUAUACUUUUGAUGUGGUUGAUUGAACUCAGGUUAGAAGAGAAGCUCGCUAAUAUAGAAUCAGAGAAUAAGGUGUUACGGCAACAGGCAGUAUCUAUCGCUCCCAAUAAGUUCCUUUCAGGACGUUCGAGGUCGAUUUUGCAGAGAGGUUCAGAGAGUGGUCACUUGGAAGCAAGGGCAGCCAUUCCAGAUCUUCACAGCCCGUCACUGAACCUUCGAGAGCCUGCUGAAGUCGAGGAGAAACCACAAAAAUCAUUGAAUGAGAAACAACAGGAAAACCAGGAGUUACUCAUUCGAUGUAUCGCACAACAUUUAGGCUUUGCGGGGAACCAACCUAUUGCAGCCUGUAUCAUAUACAAAUGCCUUCUGCAAUGGAGAUCAUUUGAAGUCGAGCGAACCAGUGUCUUCGAUCGGAUCAUUCAGACUAUAGGGAAUGCUAUUGAGACCCAGGAUAACAAUGACAUCUUAGCCUACUGGUUAUCCAACGCCUCCACGCUUCUCUUGCUACUACAGCGCACAUUGAAAGCUAGCGGUGCCGCCGGAAUGACUCCACAACGCCGUCGAUCAUCAUCAGCUACUUUGUUUGGGAGAAUGACCCAAAGUUUCCGUGGAGCGCCACAAGGUGUGAAUCUCUCCUUAAUUAAUGGUGGCAUCAAUAGUGGGGUGGACAGUCUGCGACAAGUUGAAGCCAUACCGGCUUUGCUUUUUAAGCAGCAACUUACAGCAUAUGUAGAGAAGAUAUAUGGAAUGAUCAGAGAUAAUCUGAAGAAAGAAAUUUCACCAUUGCUUGGAUUAUGCAUCCAGGCACCAAGAACAUCCCGAGCAAGCUUAGUCAAGGGAGCAUCACGAUCCGUUGCUAAUACUGCAGGCCAACAGGCUUUGAUUGCUCACUGGCAAGGGAUUGUGAAGAGCCUUGGAAACUUCUUGAACACUUUGAAAGCAAAUUAUGUACCUCCAUUCUUAGUACGAAAGGUGUUCACACAAAUAUUCUCAUUUAUCAAUGUUCAACUAUUCAACAGUCUUUUGUUGAGGAGAGAGUGUUGUUCAUUCAGUAAUGGUGAAUACGUUAAAGCCGGAUUGGCUGAACUGGAACACUGGUGUUACAAAGCAACAGAUGAGUAUGCAGGUUCAGCUUGGGAUGAGCUCAAGCAUAUACGGCAGGCCAUUGGUUUCUUAGUAAUACAUCAAAAGCCAAAGAAAACACUGGACGAAAUAAGCCAUGAUCUUUGUCCGGUCCUUAGUAUACAGCAGCUAUACCGUAUAAGUACAAUGUAUUGGGAUGACAAGUACGGCACACAUAGUGUGUCCCCGGAUGUAAUAGCCAAUAUGAGAGUGUUAAUGACAGAAGAUUCCAACAAUGCAGUUAGUAAUUCCUUCCUGCUGGAUGAUGAUUCCAGUAUCCCCUUCUCUGUAGAUGACAUAUCGAAGUCAAUGGAACAAAUAGACAUUGCAGACAUUGAACCACCACCACUUAUUCGUGAGAACAUAGGCUUUAGUUUCUUGUUGCCACGUUCGGAUUAAUCGAAACACCAUUCAUGCAAUGGGUUGGUUUUAUAUUUCAAUCCUUCCACAUGUAGAUUUCAGCAUACAACCUUGUUUAUUGUGAAUGUCCUCAUAGUGGUUCAUUGAUUUUUUUUGCUUUACAUUUAGAUAUAUUGUCAUAUAUAGGUCAUUGAU
Messenger RNA from Gossypium raimondii (Peruvian cotton), 4566 nucleotides. Its product is annotated as myosin-9. NCBI's taxonomy places the organism in Eukaryota, Viridiplantae, Streptophyta, Magnoliopsida, Malvales, Malvaceae. The record is from RefSeq and is a predicted model, not a curated record. Gene Ontology annotation, molecular function: ATP binding; actin filament binding; microfilament motor activity. Gene Ontology annotation, biological process: vesicle transport along actin filament; actin filament organization; pollen tube growth. Gene Ontology annotation, cellular component: myosin complex; vesicle; actin cytoskeleton.